CUGAACUUCUUCCGCAUUAAGUCGGUGCAGAGAGCCAGCGCUCACUGGGAAGACAUCCCGACAGUGAACUUUUAGGAAACCCAACGAAAUGCCAAAAGACUAUAUGACCGAGUAUGCGCCUCUGCUCACGAAGGGAAGCAAAAAACCAAAAAGGUUACAGCUGUUUUGUUUCCAGUUCCCGAACAAGUUUCUCCUGCUGGCUAUGUUUUCGACAUGCAUAGGUGGCACGUUUCAGUGCGGAUACAACAUAUCGAUCAUCAAUUCGCCCACCAAGUAUGUGCAAGACUUCAUAAACCAGACCUGGAGUCAGCGUUACCAAACAGAAAUAUCUAAAGAUGGGCUUACACUCCUCUGGUCCACCAUUGUGUCUAUGUUUACCAUAGGAGGAUUUAUAGGAGUGUCCAUUGGUGGCACUUUGUCAGUGAAGUUAGGAAGGAGAGGGACGCUUCUGGCCAAUAAUGUUUUUUCAUUAGUUGCUUCUCUGUUGAUGGGCCUGAGCUCCUUUGCAGGCUCAUUUGAGAUGCUCAUUAUUGGACGUCUUCUCAUUGGAAUAAAUGCAGGCAUUGCACUAUGUGUUGAGCCGAUGUUCUUGGGCGAAAUAGCUCCAACAUCGUUACGUGGUGCCAUGGGAACAGGCUCCUCCAUUUUUCUCACUGGUGGCAUCUUGUCGGGACAAGUGAUGGGCCUCAAGGAAUUGCUCGGUAAAGAACAGUACUGGCCCCUCUUGCUCGCCACCACGUGUAUUCCAACAUUACUGCAGUUGCAGUUGCUGCCCUGGUUCCCUGAAAGUCCGCGCUACCUCCUUAUUGAUAGAGGAGACAAGGAGAAAUGUAAAAAAGCCCUGAAUCAGUUGCAUGGCGCUGCAGGCUCUGAUGUUGUGCUGGAGGAUAUUCAGAAAGAGAAGGACAAUUUGGUUGGCUUCAAAGCCAAGAAACCCUGGGAGCUCUUUGCAGAUCGCAGCAUACGCUGGCAAGUCAUCACCAUCAUUGUACUCAACAUAGCACAGCAGCUGAAUGGUGUCAACGCUAUGUACUUCUAUGCUGAUUACUUGUUCCGACAAGCUGGAAUCUCAGAAGAUAAUAUACCUUACGCCACCGUCGGUACAGGUGCUUGUGAAUGCCUCACUGCAUUAACAUGUGGUAUGCUGGUUGAAUCUCUUGGAAGGAAAGUGCUCAUCUCAGGAGGAUACCUACUGAUGAGCGUCUGCUGCAUUUUAUUCACAGUGACUCUUGCUCUGCAGAAUGUCAGUCCAGUCUUUCCAUAUUUAAGCGUGGCUUGUGUUUUUGCUUUUGUCUUAAGUUUUGGCUUGGGACCAGGUGGCGUAACAAACAUUUUAACCACAGAGAUGUUCAAACAAACUACUCGGCCUGCAGCUUUCAUGAUCGCGGGAUCAGUGAACUGGCUCAGCUUCUUCCUCAUUGGCUUGCUCUUUCCCUUUAUUGUGAUCGGGCUGCAGCACUAUUGCUUCCUAGUGUUCUUUGUCGUCUGUCUCUCGGUGGGGAUCUACAUCAUCGUCGUUCUCCCUGAAACCAAAAACAAAAGCUUUGUGGAAAUCCAGAAAGAAUUCCAGUCCAGAUGGAGUAAAGAGACAAACUCUGAUGAAGCAGAUGCUUUGCUUAUAUCUACUUCUUUAUGAUGGGUCUCUGAUUCAGCAUUAGAGCUAGCAAAGCUAGCUUGUCUUCUAAACAAACCAUGAUUUAUUAUUCAGUUCAGUUUUAUUUACUGGCACUUUACAAAAACAUUAUUUCAAUUCAAUCAUACAUAUAUUCCAAAUGAUCCCAGUUUUCAAACAGUACAGUAUGCUCAAUUAAUUAUCAUUUGUAAAAAAAAAAAUUAAAAAAAAAGCUAGUGAUAAAUAAUGCAAUAUAUCUGUGGUACUUUUGAAGAUAUUCUUGUUAGGGGUUUUUUUUCUCUUGAAAACUUAAGCUGUGUUGAAUGGUGUGGAUUUUAUUGUUCCAAAUGGUAGUUUGGAUAACUUUUUCAAAAAGCGCUGUCCUGCAGUUUUACAAUAAAGAUAAGCCAAUUAAAUACGA
Messenger RNA from Poeciliopsis prolifica (blackstripe livebearer), 2033 nucleotides. RefSeq names its product solute carrier family 2, facilitated glucose transporter member 11-like. The record is from RefSeq and is a predicted model, not a curated record. NCBI's taxonomy places the organism in Eukaryota, Metazoa, Chordata, Actinopteri, Cyprinodontiformes, Poeciliidae. Gene Ontology annotation, biological process: monosaccharide transmembrane transport. Bases 89 to 1636 code for a protein of 515 amino acids. Gene Ontology annotation, molecular function: hexose transmembrane transporter activity. Gene Ontology annotation, cellular component: membrane. The transcript is spliced from 12 exons.